UAUACUGCAUAUAUAUAUAUAAACUCAGCAAAAAAAGAAAUGUCCUCUCACUGUCAAUUGCGUUUAUUUUCAGCAAACUUAACAUGUGUAAAUAUUUGUAUGAACAUAACAAGAUUCAACAACUGAGACAUAAACUGAACCAGUUCCACAGAAAUUUGACUAACAGAAAUGGAAUAAUCAAAAUCAAUGGUCAAAAUCAAAAGUAACAGUCAGUAUCUGGUGUGGCCAUCAACUGCAUUAAGUACUGCAGUGCGUCUCCUCCUCAUGGACGGCACCAGAUUUGCCAGUUCUUGCUGUACCUUGUUACCCCACUCUUCCACCUAGGUACCUGCAAGUUCCCAGACAUUUCUGGGGGUAAUGGCCCUAGCUCUCACCCUCCGAUACAACAGGUCCCAGAUGUGCUCAAUGGGAUUGAGAUCCGGGCUCUUCGCUGACCAUGGCAGAACACUGAUAUUCCUGUCUUGCAGGAAAUCAUGUACAGAACGAGCAGUAUGGCUGGUGGCAUUGUCAUGCUGGAGGGUCAUGUCAGGAUGAGCCUGCAGGAAGUGUACCACAUGAGGGAGGAGGAUGUCUUCCCUGUAAAACACAGCGUUGAGACUGCCUGCAAUGACAACAAGCUUAGUCCUAUGAUGCUGUGACACACUGCAUCAGACCAUGACGGACCCUCCACUUCCAAAUCGAUAUCGCUCCAGAGUACAGGCCUCGGUGUAACGCUCAUUCCUUCAACGAUAAACGUAAAUCUGACCAUCACCCCUGGUGAGACGAAACCGCGACUCGUCAGUGAAGAGCACUUUUUGGCAGUCCUUUCUGGUCCAGCGACGGUGGGUUUGUGCCCAUAGGCGACGCUGUUGCCGGUGAUGUCUAAUGAGGACCUGCCUUACAACAGGCCUAGAAGCCCUCAGUUCAGCCUCUCAGCUUAUUGCGGAAAGUCUGAGCACUGAUGUAGGGAUUGUGCGUGAGAAACAUGGGAAACAGUGUUUAAACCCUUUACAAUGAAGAUCUGUGAAGUUGCUUGGCUUUUUACGAAUUAUCUUUGAAAGACAGGGUCCUUUUUUUUGCUGAGUUUAUAUAUAUAUAUUUAUAUAUUUACAAAUUCACCACAUUCAUAAUUUUACAUGGGAAUCAAAAAGCUUUCAUUAAUGUUCACCAUGUGCUGAUGUGCUCAGCACUGUCAACAGACCCCAUUAUGACAUCACAAUGUAACGGAAGCCUUGCCAUGAUAUCAUUGCUGGUUCCAUCUGACAAGCAAAAUUUCAUUUCAUGAUAGAUCUCUCACAGAGAUAGGUUAAGUUCUUAUUUUGAGAGUGUUAAUAUUUAUCAUCAAUGGCUUAUCGAGGGAGAAAAUCAAGUGAGUUUAACAAACUCCAGAAGGAGAACUCACAGAUGAAGAGCGUCAUCGAAAACCUGAGGAAGCAAAACAUGGCUUUAAACCAACAGGAUGACCAGGACAAGUUUUCAAGUUUUGGCUAUCAGGAGAGCUACCCAAUCGCAGAGGGCCAUUGUGGCUUCAUCAGUGAUGCCAGACUUCUGCAGAUGCAGAGAGCUGAGAGAGAGGCCAUGGAAGCAAAGCAAAGAAAGAUAAGUGCUAUCCAUGAGAAUUAUGUCCGGACUGCUCUCAUCGGGGUUGGCAGCACCUUCGCGCACCACUUCGUCCCCUCUAUUCAGUGCAUUCCGCGGCCGAAAGCUCCACCGAGGCCUUUGCCACGAAGGCUUGAGCACAUAGCUCUGGCCCCACUGAAGAACAUGGUGGGGGUGGACGGAGCCCAAGUUCGACCCGGAUCUCACUCUCUGGAGUCCAUCCAGGUAAAUAAGUCAUUCAGCAGCAGUAGCGUGUGGCCUGUUCCCGUCCCUCCCACUGCAGCUCCCUCCAAGAGGGGCAAGAAGAAGAAGGGCAGGCGGGGAGUCAAAGCCCUGAUAGUCCAGUCGGACCAGGGCUGUGCUGACAACAACGGACCCAUUGACCUGAUGGAGGAGGUGAGAGACAUCGAGGCUCACCUGAAGGAGGAGGACUGGAAGGGGGUACAUGAGGUGAAGGCCAUGGGCAGGAGAAGUUUGGGCUCGGACAUGUCCACGGGGGAAAUAGCAACCAGCUCUCUGGGAAGCCUGAGCUCAGUGGAUAUGAACUCCCCUGCGGAGCUCCGUGACUACUUGGAUGUCGGGACCCCGGUCAAGUCGCUUGACAGCCCACCCAGGCCUGCUCCCCCUCCUACCAAGCCCAGGAGCAAACAGCCUCAGCCUAUAAGGUUCCUUAGCCUGCCAAAGGCUGCCACCGGCUCAGACAAGAUGGCAGCCAGUAAGCCAAAGGGUCAAAUUAAGAACCAGGCCAGAUUGCAGCCCCUGUCCAACCCAGAGCAGGCCCUGACUAAGACCUUCAAGCUGCUCCACUCUGCCUCUGAUGACUGGGAGAAGAAGAUUGAGGGCUUGACCUUUCUCCGUGUGAUGGCUCAGAACCACAUGGACAUACUGAUGCCUAAACUCCAUGAUAUCUGCCUUGCCAUUAUAAAUGAGGUGAAGAACCUGCGCUCUGCAGUGUCCUGUGCUGCCAUGGCCACACUGGGUGACAUGUACGUCCACCUCCAGAGGGUCAUGGACAGUGAGGUGGAGGGGACGGCACGCGUGCUGCUGCACAAAGCCAGCGAGGCCAACGCCUUCAUCCGGCAGGGCGCCAACUUUGCCCUGGGUCACAUGGUGCAGAGCUGCACCCCUACACGUGUCAUGAAUGCCCUGCUGGUCGGUGGGCUGAGCCACCGUAACGCUGCGGUGAGGAGCUGCACUGCUCAGCACCUGGAGAGACUGGCUGAGGUCAUGGGGACGGCUCGUCUCCUGUCGGGGAAGAAAGACCUCACUGACCGUUUCUUGAUUGCCGUCAGUAAACUGGCUGUGGACCCUGCACAGGAAGUCAGGCAUCAUGGUCGCAAUAUCUUGAGCAACAUGGCCACCAAUGGCGACUUUCCUAAAAUGUGGGACAAAUUCGCUCCGAGGAAAGAGAGAGAAUCCUUGAGGGAGGUCAUCUCAAAGGUUAACCUCAAAGAAAGGAAUAUCUGAAUCAUCCCCAACUUGACUAUAUAUUUGUAUGUAAAUAUGUGCACAUUUCCCAACUUGACUAUUAUCCCCUCCAGUCCCCAAACUCCAAUAUUUUCUCUCAUUCUAAGAAAUUUGACACUAUCAUCCAACCCCCAUGUAAAUGCAUCUUUAAACUGCAUUGACUCCUUGUCCAAGUCCUGAAUCCACUAUAGGGCCAUAUGAACCACAUUCAAAGCACUAAAUUACCUUUCCUCUAAGCUCCUAUCUGAUCUACCAGCUCAAUAGUGGUCUACUGAAACCAUACUCACCAUCUCGGGGUGCUCAGAUCAUCAACCACUGACCUCCACACCAUCCUCAAAAACAGCAGUCCUCUUUUGGAGACAGAUUGGUCAGUGCUCCUGUAUGGCACCAACAUUGUGGAUUUUCAUCCAAUACUACUGGACUAUGGGAACAUUCUUUGGACAAUAAAAUUAGGUCAAAUGGAAGCUGGCUACAGUCUCAGUUUUAUCCUGCAAGACAGUGUGAGGAUGUGUAACAACAAUACCUGUGGUUUAACUUGAUGAUCAGGGCCAGAUUACCGAAUAGGCACGCAGGGCACCUGCCCUGUGGGCCCCGACCUCCAGGGAAUAUCAUCAUAACAUCCAAAAGUAAAAGAAUUGUGGAUGUAUAUUACAGUACGUGGACGUUUUACAAUUCGUGAGCUCGUUUCAUAGUUUGUAGCCAUGUUAUAUAUACAUUUGUGCAUAUUUUGUAGAAAUUCCUGAGCAUUUAAACAUUUUUAGUGGGGAUGUUGUAUAUCAAUUUUCUUACUGGUGCUCUUCCAUACCGUCCUUAGGAGGGGUGCAUCACUUGAGUAGCUUGAGUCACUGACGUGAUCUUCCUGUCUGGGUUGGCGCGCCCUUUUGGGUUGUGCCGUGGCGGAGAUCUUUGUGGGCUAUACUUGGCCUUGUCUCAGGAUGGUAAGUAUCUGAUGAUACCCCCGGACAGGGCCAAACAGGAAGGAUAUAACCCCACCCACUUUGCCAAAGCACAGCCCCCACACCACUAGAGGGAUAUCUUCAACCACCAACUUACCAUCCUGAGACAAGGCUGAGUAUAGCCCACAAAGAUCUCCGCCAUGGCACAACCCAAGGGGGGGCGCCAACCCAGACAGGAUGACCACAUCAGUGAACCAACCCACUCAGGUGACGCACCCCUUCCAGGGACGGCAUGAGAGAGCCCCAGUAAGCCAGUGACUCAGCCCCUGUAAUAGGGUUAGAGGCAGAGAAUCCCAGUGGAAAGAGGGGAACCGGCCAGGCAGAGACAGCAAGGGCGGUUCGUUGCUCCAGAGCCUUUCCGUUCACCUUCCCACUCCUGGGCCAGACUACACUCAAUCAUAUGACCCACUGAAGAGAUGAGUCUUCAGUAAAGACUUAAAGGUUGAGACCGAGUUUGCGUCUCUGACAUGGGUAGGCAGACCGUUCCAUAAAAAUGGAGCUCUAUAGGAGAAAGCCCUGCCUCCAGCUGUUUGCUUAGAAAUUCUAGGGACAAUUAGGAGGUCUGCGUCUUGUGACCGUAGCGUACGUGUAGGUAUGCACGGCAGGACCAAAUCAGAGAGAUAGGUAGGAGCAAGCCCAUGUAAAGCUUUGUAGGUUAGCAGUAAAACCUUGAAAUCAGCCCUUGCUUUGACAGGAAGCCAGUGUAGAGAGGCUAGCACUAGAGUAAUAUGAUCCAUUUUUUUGGUUCUAGUCAGGAUUCUAGCAGCCGUAUUUAGCACUAACUGAAGUUUAUUUAGUGCUUUAUCCGGGUAGCCAGAAAGUAGAGCAUUGCAGUUGUCUAACCUAGAAGUGACAAAAGCAUGGAUUCAUUUUUCUGCAUCAUUUUUGGACAGAAAGUUUCUGAUUUUUGCAAUGUUACGUAGAUGGAAAAAAGCUGUCCUUGAAAUGGUCUUGAUAUGUUCUUCAAAAGAGAGAUCAGGGUCCAGAGUAACGCCAAGGUCCUUCACAGUUUUAUUUGAGACGGCUGUACAACCAUUAAGAUUAAUUGUCAGAUUCAACAGAAGAUCUCUUUGUUUCUUGGGACCUAGAACAAGCAUCUCUGUUUUGUCCGAGUUUAAAAGUAGAACGUUUGCAGCCAUCCACUUCCUUAUGUCUGAAACACAUGCUUCUAGCAAGGGCAAUUUUGGGGCUUCACCAUGUUUCAUUGAAAUGUACAGCUGUGUGUCAUCCGCAUAUCAGUGAAAGUUAACAUUAUGUUUUCGAAUAACAUCCCCAAGAGGUAAAAUAUAUAGUGAAAACAAUAGUGGUCCUAAAACGGAACUUUGAGGAACACCGAAAUUUACAGUUGAUUUGUCAGAGGACAAACCAUUCACAGAGACAAACUGAUAUCUUUCCGACAGAUAAGAUCUAAACCAGGCCAGAACUUGUCCGUGUAGACCAAUUUGGGUUUCCAAUCUCUCCAAAAGAAUGUGGUGAUCGAUGGUAUCAAAAGCAGCACUAAGGUCUAGGAGCACGAGGACAGAUGCAGAGCCUCGGUCCGAUGCCAUU
Molecule: messenger RNA, 5549 nt
Organism: Oncorhynchus nerka (sockeye salmon)
Lineage: Eukaryota; Metazoa; Chordata; Actinopteri; Salmoniformes; Salmonidae
Product: TOG array regulator of axonemal microtubules protein 2-like
Exons: 10
Coding region: 1324-3045 (573 amino acids)
Biological process (GO): microtubule cytoskeleton organization
Cellular component (GO): cytoplasmic microtubule; cilium
Molecular function (GO): microtubule binding
Source: RefSeq, a predicted model, not a curated record